This is a messenger RNA of Hermetia illucens (black soldier fly), 462 nucleotides long. It is a transcript of the gene l(2)37Cg, whose product is annotated as probable DNA-directed RNA polymerases I and III subunit RPAC2. Gene Ontology annotation, biological process: DNA-templated transcription. NCBI's taxonomy places the organism in Eukaryota, Metazoa, Arthropoda, Insecta, Diptera, Stratiomyidae. The coding region runs from base 102 to 404 and encodes 100 amino acids. The record is from RefSeq and is a predicted model, not a curated record. Gene Ontology annotation, molecular function: DNA binding; protein dimerization activity; DNA-directed RNA polymerase activity. The transcript has 3 exons. Gene Ontology annotation, cellular component: RNA polymerase I complex; RNA polymerase III complex.
CAAAAUUCGAAGCCACUCAGCUGAGUCUGAAGACACAACUGUCAAUCAGACAUUCGAUUUGUUGUUUGUUGAUAGCUGGACACGUGCGGAAGACUUGCAAGAUGAGUUUCGCGGAGCUAGCAGGUGACGAGAAUUCCGGUGAACAUGCACGGACAUUUGUGUUCGAGGACGAGGGACACACUCUGGGAAACGCGUUAAAAUCGAUCAUCAGCCGAUAUCCUGAUGUUGAUUUCUGCGGUUAUACGAUUCCUCAUCCGGCGGAGAAUAAAAUGCACUUUCGAAUUCAAGCCAACAAGAAACUGCGGGCAAUUGAUAUCCUGAAACGAGGGCUCGAGGAUCUGGAGGCAGUUUGCGAUCAUACGAUUGAGACAUUUGAAAAGGCGAUGAAUGAUUAUAAUUCUUGAUAGUUUAAUUAGCGUAGGUUUUUGUUGAUAAGUUAAAUAAAUUUCGUAUAGCAAAAUG